GCAGUGCGACGGCAGGCGGAGGCGGGUUCAAACGUGGACAGCCCCGCACUGCCAGCGUCGUCGCCACGGGUCACACGCGCUCAGAAAUCGUCUCAAAAUGCCAGGCGUUUGCCCUCGUUGCGAGAAGAAUGUUUUCUUCGCGGAGGAAAAGAAGGCGCUGGGAAAGUCGUGGCACAAAAUGUGUUUUAAAUGCGCAUCCUGCAACAAGCUGAUGGACUCGACGAACGUGACGCAGCGCGAGGACGAGCUGUUCUGCAAGACCUGCUACGGUCGCAACUUCGGCCCCAAGGGCUACGGCUUCGGUGGCGGAUCGGCCGGCGUCCUCAGCAUGGACGACGGCAGCCAGUAUAAGAACGGGCCGCCCACCUCGAACGUGUCGCACCUGGCGCAGGCGUACGUGGCGCCGCGGCUGGCGGCGCGGUCGGCCGGCGCCGGCUUCAAGCCGCGCUUCGGCGGCUCCGACUCCUGCAGCCGCUGCGGGAAGCCCGUGUACAUCGCCGAGAAGAUGCUGGGGGGCGGCGGCAUCUACCACAAGACGUGCUUCUGCUGCAGCGGGUGCAGCAAGCGACUGGAGAGCACCACGCUGACCGAGCACUUGGGACAGAUCUACUGCAGACCGUGCUACGGCCGGAACUUCGGUCCGAAAGGCUACGGGUACGGCAUCGGCGCCGGCACGCUGCAGACGGAGGCGCAGUGAGCCGGUGCCGCCCCCUGCGCGGGCUGCACCCUGGCCGCCGACGCUGGCGCCGCCUGUGGCCCCGCCUCGUCGGCGCCGGACGAGCCUCUGAUCUCUCCGACAGAGCCGCGGCAGGCCGGCUGCCUCCCGCGGCGCCAGCCCGCGGAGCUGCGCUGGCUCCGCCUCCUCGCUGAACUCGCGCUGGUUCUGACGAGCGCAGAACGGCGCGGCCUACUCGGCUUGGGACCACGCCGCCCUCGCGGCGAUUCUCUUGCAUUCCUGUCAUUCCUGCUGCGUUGUAGGCCUGCGCAAGUCUUCGUGGAUCUUUUCAGCUGAGGUGUCGUGCGUCAUUCCCAUCUAUGCUGCUCUGCCGGAUGUUAGCAGUCUCGCUUGGGUUAAGUUCUCCCGCUGAUUCUGACGCUGAGCUACCGCACACUCCGCUUCUGAGGUCUUAUGAACGGGGGUCGAUACGCAUUGCGAGAUAUUUUAGUUCCAUGUUUUGAAUAGUGUCCCAUGACAACGCGGAUGCCGUUUUUAUACCCUCAUCUCAAGUCUUCAUGUCGUAUUUUGUGCCUAGAAAGAAGACCUGUUCUUUAACCGCGGAAGAAAUCUCAGCUUUUUCAACUGUUAGGUCUCAGACUCCUGUGAUUCUAUCUCGGUGACAUUACAGGAAAUCAGGGUGCUACAGGAGGUGCGAAAGUCGCGCUGGUGUGCGAGUGAUCUGCAAAAAGCCUGUUGUAGUGUGAUGUGUCUGUGUACAUGAACACGAAGAAUGUGCCUUGUUUAGUCGCUGUACUGUUAGCCCAGUUUUUAGACCCUAGUCAUUACCCCCUUGAUUGGCCUGUGAGUCAAUCAAGAAGCUAUGCUGGUGGUAGUGGUAGCUAUGCCUCUGUCUCAUAUACCCAUCCCUGUGCAUAAUUGCAGCUUCAUGAGCCUCUUUUGACAGGCAGGGAUCUCAAGUACGUGCAGCAUGUUGCAUGAACGUUGUUUUAACCCAGAACCUAUGGCCUUCGUGCUGAAUGUACAAAUCGUAAUCACUCCCAGCGUU
Molecule: messenger RNA, 1724 nt
Organism: Pollicipes pollicipes
Lineage: Eukaryota; Metazoa; Arthropoda; Thecostraca; Pollicipedomorpha; Pollicipedidae
Product: cysteine and glycine-rich protein 1
Exons: 6
Coding region: 98-697 (199 amino acids)
Biological process (GO): actin cytoskeleton organization
Cellular component (GO): cytoplasm
Source: RefSeq, a predicted model, not a curated record